This is a messenger RNA of Paramecium primaurelia, 102 nucleotides long. The record is from the annotation of a GenBank genome assembly. Lineage: Eukaryota; Ciliophora; Oligohymenophorea; Peniculida; Parameciidae.
AUGCCCAAAUUAGAGACCUUAUUGUAAUUUUUGCUUGCCUCACCAUGGUCAACAUCUCAAUAAGUUAACAUCUUAGGAACUGUUAUAUGGUUGGAUUAAUGA